GCAAUUGAUGUGUUUCGCUCAGUGUUUUUGUUAGCUAGCUUGCUGGUGGUGAGUUAAGUCAACACAAAAUGGAAAUUACAGGACCAGCGGUUUGUUUUACAUUUCUUCUUUUUGCCUCAGUAACAUCUACAGAGUCAGUGCCUAGGCAGGUGAAUACGGAAAACAUCCUGAUUAACGUGACAGCUGGGACCCUGGCGGAUGCACAGUUGCAGGAUUCCAACAAUUUGCAGAUAAAUUUAAACAUAUCGGUGGGUGAAGAGCAGGUGUUGGUCAAUGACAUCCCCGUAGAACUGUCAGGGGUCACCAGGUUCAGCUGCCAAGCACUUCUCUUGGACAGCACAAAUGGAAGCAGCGAGUUUGAAUCUGGGGACAUGGUGUCUACCAUCACGCGAGUGAUGGUGAGCCAGAACCGGCUAUACAGUGACUCAGAGGAGGUGGUGGCUCUGCAGGUGUUCAGUGAAGUAAUAGAGAUGGAGGGCAAAGAGGUCCAGCAACCUGACAUGUGUGAGGUGAAGAUACUGAUGAGCCCAGAUUUCCAGAAGCUGGCUCAGUUUACCAACAUCUACCCCAUCGGACACAGUGAAAUCUUCAGGGUUCCCAGGGAGAAUGAUGUGGUCGUCACAGAUCCACCAAGUCCAAGAAGAAAUGAAGAUCAGCUGAUCUCUCAGACCACUAGCCAGUACCCCCUAAAGCACACAGAGACCACCCAGGAAGAGACUGCUGCUCCUGGAAAGCUCCCGGAGACUCCUCUGCGUAUGGACCCCGAUCUGAUGUAUGAUGUCAGAUAUGACGAUGACUUCGAUGACCGAGAUGCCAGUCAGACAGAUCAGAUCCAGAUGGAAACUCCACCCAAGGAACUAAUGUCAUCUUACUCUGCCAUGUGUCAGUGGGUGGAGCAAGUGAGGGAGCGUCUGAAGCGCUUUUGCUCCGAAUCCCUGCCACUAUUCUUCCUGGUGAUGUGGGUGGUGGUGAUCGGCGUCGUGGGAUCAGCGGUCAUAGUCAAGAUCCUGGAUUUGUUCUUCCCAACUUGUGAACACAAGCACAUUUUUCACCUAAACCCCGUCACCCUAAUGCCCGAGGAUGAGAAGCACACUCUGUUGGAGAACAUUGAAGUAGAAGCAGAGGAAGAAGAAGAAGAGAAGAAGCCUUGAAUGAGCACAGACUCGGCCAGUUCCUUUUAUUUUCAGUUUGUACUCCUAUAUUCUUUAACGUUGGCUACUAUAUUACAUUUUCGGCAUGGCCUGGUUUUGUUCCUAGCUUACAUUCGGACUUAUGAACCACUAGCUUUUCACUGCAGUUUACCCACUAAGCACAUCAGUCAGUGAACAGAGAGUGGUUUAAAGCCAUCAGGUUGAUGCUUGUUCUCUGGAGUCCCUCAGAUUUAGUCACAUGGUCAAAAGUGGGAAAGAAAAUGAGUGGUUUAUAGAGCUGAAUCUCAAGUUUAUUAGCAUCUGUGCGUUCAGCUCAUCCUUUGCACAGAAAACCAAACUCUUCGCUCCUCUGAUUGGUCGGACAGAGUUUGUGAAAAGCCACUUUUAUUAAGUCAUAAAUGACUGCACUUUACUCGCCUUUAAAAGUAGUUAGCCAGUAAAAAGUUACUUUUUACUAGCAAUGACCUAAAAUACUACGUUUUUUCGACUUCCAAAACAUGCCACAACAGCUUUUUUUUUUUUCGAGCGUUGAGCUUUGAGACUCAGCUUUUAAAGGAAUAGUUAGACAUUUUGAGUCUGUACAAAAAUGGAACUUUUAUGAGUCUUUAUGCGACCAGAUCUCUUCGCCAGGCACAAUGACUUCCUGGAGGAUCAUCUUACCAUGAGGCUGCCAAGCCAGGCUGUCACUUUUACCAAAAGUUUUUUUUACCAAAAAAAGUUUGAAUUAAUGUUCAGAUUCAUUUGUUUGAAUUACUGUGGGCGCAACUCCUCUAGCAAAUGCUUGAGUCUGUGAUACAGUCAUGCUGACAUGGCUGUAAAGCUGGAAAACACACUUUGUCUUUGUUGGUAGUCUGUAGUGCAGAACCCAAAAUGAUUCCACGCAAUCCUUCACACAAACACUUCUGUGUUGUGAUUAUCCAGCACGACUUUUCUCUCUAGUGUCCUUUUCCAUUUUUAUUUAUUAGCAUAGUUUACUGAUAGGUCAGUGGAACAUACAUUAAGACUUAAUGAUUAAGUCAAGCUAGUAGUGAAUUUUAAGAGCGCCCUCUGCUGGACCACAGGGCAAACUAUUUCAGUUUUUCUGUUGUGUUUGUAAUACUGUAAAUUUUGAAUUCAAAACGUUCAGUACAGUUUUUUUUUUUUGUUUUUUUUUGCAUUUCGGAUUAAAAGUGACAGCCUUAACCCACAGGAGGCCUCCAGGAAGUCAGUGCUUUCAUCCAGUGCGUAGCAAAAAAGGAAAUAGGUGCAUUACCUAAAAUGUGGAACUGUUCCUUUAAGUCAGGAUGGACACGACAAUCUCUAAAUGCUCCGAAAGAAAUGGACGUUUGACCAUCUGCAGUUCAGAAGUGUUGAUUUACUGAUGAAAAUCAAAAAGCCUUCACAGUGGCACAGUUUCGUCAAGGUUUUCCCUUGUUCUUAAUUCUUUUUUGGCCGUAUCUUGUAACCAAAACUUAGCAACACAAGUCACAACUGACACUGGCUUAGGAAAGCAGAUAUAAGUUUAACAAAUGAAUAUUAACAAACAGAACAUUUUUUAGGGGCUGCACCCAGUGAUCUGACCGGGUUUUCUGAAAAGACUUUCUACAUGUAGCAGUUGUGUUUAGGUCACGUUUUUUUUUCCCCCCCACAUUAUAUUAAUUUCUCCAAAACUGUACGCCACUGCUAAAAAAAAAAAAAAAAAAAGAAAAAAUAGUGAAGAAACCCCAAAAGCAGCAAACACACUUUCUUCCAAAUAUAUUUAAUACGGGGCAGGUGGUGUCUGCUUAUCUGUCAGUCAUAUUUGAAACUGUAGACACAUGAGAUAAUAUUCCAUCUCAAAAAAAAAAAGGAUGUGGAUCAUUUUGUCUGUAAAACAUCAUUAUAAAUCUCAUGUCUGCACAUUCAGUGGUCGUGUCCCACGCCACUUUAAACUUUUAACUGAGGAUCUCAAUGUCACUGUUGAAAAGAACAUUGCUCACUACAGAGGUUCAUAUGUUGAUUGUCAUUCUUCACAGUGCCUCAAGUGACUGUUUUUUGGGGAAGUGAGGGAUUUUUAGGUUCUUUUCCUUCCUUUGUGUGUGGCUUCCUUUUACUCAUGAUGGAGGAUGUAAAUGAGGCUGUUCAGAUUGUCUAUGCACUCUAAACAUAUGACUGAACCAAUGUAACAUGCAGUGUCUGCACAAGACACGGCCGCAAAUUCAAAGUGUAAAGUAUUGUAAGGAAGGAACCUGGACUUUGUUUUGGAUUUGGGGGGUGGAAAUGCAUGGAGAUUCCUUUUUUCUGUUUCUUUUUGUGUGUGUGUGUAUGUGUGAAAAGUCUCAUCAUGAUUCAUAGACCAGAACGACUGAGGAUGAUAAACCUCCUGAGCAUCAUUCCCCAGUGAGGCUGUGUGUGAGGGCAGCCUCACUGGGGAAUGAUGCAGGUAUAUUGUGGGUUGUAUUCAUCCAUAACUCAGCAAGUGUCUACGUGUUAUUUCAGAACUCACUUGUCUCGCUUUAACCCCCCCCCCCCUCCCCCACAGGGUUCUGUCAAGCUGCAGGAUGCAUGAUGUGCUGCGUUAGCAAAAGGUGCAUGUGUAGUCUAGUACCUAGUGAAUGCAGUUUGCUGUUCUAUCAGCAGGUUAUACAUGAAAUCUAGGAAACUGCAUGAUGACUCAAAGACACCUCAGCCUGUUUUACAUGUACGCCUCAAGCUCCAAACUGAUACACACUCAAUACAACAAAGUCCUGUAGAUGACACUAAAUUAGCCUGUAAGGUGAACAUAUGUGCCAGGCAUGAAUUCUGAUGUGUUGCUGAAGAAUAAAACAAAUAUGUUUGAAUUUGA
Toxotes jaculatrix (banded archerfish) is the source of this 3954-nucleotide messenger RNA. RefSeq names its product glycoprotein integral membrane 1 (gene ginm1). Lineage: Eukaryota; Metazoa; Chordata; Actinopteri; Toxotidae. Bases 69 to 1151 code for a protein of 360 amino acids. The record is from RefSeq and is a predicted model, not a curated record. The transcript has 8 exons.